This is a messenger RNA of Aspergillus viridinutans, 855 nucleotides long. RefSeq lists its product as uncharacterized. Gene Ontology annotation, biological process: lipid metabolic process. The record is from RefSeq and is a predicted model, not a curated record. Gene Ontology annotation, molecular function: phosphoric diester hydrolase activity. Lineage: Eukaryota; Fungi; Ascomycota; Eurotiomycetes; Eurotiales; Aspergillaceae. Bases 1 to 855 code for a protein of 284 amino acids. The transcript is spliced from 3 exons.
AUGGCUCUAAUUCUGUGGGCAGUGAUUAUUGGAGAGAUGUGCCUUUCUACACUGGUAAGGCAGCAUUUUGAUCACCUCGCAUUGUAUGCAUGGCUUUUGACUGACCCCUUUCAAGCUCUUUCAACAGGAUGCAUCUCAACGGAAGCAGAUGUCUGGCUGUACAACGGUACACUCUAUGUCGGCCAUGACACCUCUUCUCUGACAGAAGAGAGAACCCUGGAAUCAUUGUACAUUAAUCCAAUUCUCGAUGUUCUCAAGCGCCAGAAUCCUCGAUCGCGUUUUGUGACGUCGCCCACCAACAAUGGCGUGUUCGACACUUCGGUCUCCCAAACGCUUUACUUAUUCAUUGAUGUAAAGACCGCUGGACAUGAGACCUUCAAGGCUGUGAUUGACGCGUUGGAACCACUCCGUGAACAUGGUUAUUUGACAACUCUGAAGGAUAACAAGACCAUCACCAACGGCCCCAUUACCGUGAUCGGCACAGGCAACACGCCCUACGACAUGGUUGCCCCUGUCGCAAAUCGGGACUACUUCUUUGAUGCUCACCUCGAGUCCUUGAGCGAGUCUGAGAAUGCCGGCAUCACAAAGCUGAUCUCUCCCAUCGCGUCUACGAGCUUUGCGGAUGCCAUUGGCACAGUUUCGCAGGGUGAUUCUGAAGCGAUAUUGACAGAGAAGCAGCUCAGCACUCUCCGCUCGCAAAUCGCGACCGCAAAGGAAAGGGGCAUUGGAGCCAGAUAUUGGGAGACGCCCAGCUAUCCCAUCAGGACCCGUAAUUCGGUCUGGAGAACCCUUCUUAAGGAGGGUGUUGCACUCCUGAACGCUGAUGACCUCGACGCUGCGGCCAGUUAUUUCUGA